GAGUGUGUGGAUUUCCUGUCGUUCUUUAUCAAAGCCCCCAAAAUAAGCAGAAAUAUGGGCAGAGGGAGCUCACAGGCAACGCACCUUUUCCAUUUGUUAAUUGGGCCCUGCAGGGAGUGAAUCCCUAGCCGGGCUCAGGAGGGUGAGAGACUAAAGCCUCGGACGCCAUGAAGCUACUUCAAGUCACCUUUUUGUCCCUCUCUCUCUUCAGCCUCUGUCAUCCGGAGGAUAGCCCAGGACCUAGCACAAGGUCUACUCCUGUAGCCAUGAGUUCAACUAAGCAGACAACGAGUACAGUGCCAGGCUACCCACCAUCAGCAUCAGAGGCAGGCACAACAAGGCCAAUGACAACAACAGAAACCACUGUAACCCCAACAAUAACCUCUACGGCUGCAGGCCACAAGCUCACGACGACAGUCACAGCUAGUGUGAGAACAUCAUCGAGCAAACCUGUGACACCAACAUUCAACACAUCUGACUUCAGCUCUUCUAGUGAGAAUGCGGACGUCAAGAGCACCCUGUCAGGCAGCACCCAAGAGAACACAUUCAGCACAGUAAAUUCCAGCACGCACCUGUCAACAAUCCAAGCUUCGACCCCAUUAUCGACAAGAGCGAAUACCAAGCUAGGCCAUUCGAUCAGUGUGAAAAGCACCAACUCCCCUCUCACCAGCCCUGCUUAUUCCGGCGUAAUUUUGCCUGUGGUCAUCGCCCUGAUAGUAAUCACGCUGUCGGUUUUCAUCCUGGUGGGUUUGUAUCGGAUGUGCCGGAAGACGGACCCGGGGUCACCAGAAAAUGGAACUGACCAGCCCCAGUCGGAUAAGGAGAGUGUUAAACUGCUCACAGUGAAGACGCUUUCUCCUGAAACUGGCGAGCAGUCAGCUCAAGGGAAAAAUAAGAACUGACAGCCGGACGGAUGGUCUCCGCACCUGGGCAACUGACGCGUGUCAAAAAGUUCAUCCCGUCCUCGCCGGGAACUUUGCUCAGAGGGUGUGUUCCAACUGGGAAUUCCGGCAGAUUGACCGAGGCUCAAUCCCAGACAGACCGCAGCCCCCCCUCCCCACCGCCAAACACAAACUGCCUGCGGUUCUCGGUCUCCGGGCGAGGUCUUUGGCUUCUCGGUGGCGUUCGAUAUUUAUUAUUCUCUCAGUUUUUGCAAGCGAGGAAAGCUGCCCUCCCUUGGCACCUUCCACGUGAAGAUGACAUCAGUGGCGGUGAGAUCCCAUCCCUCUAUAGGAUGGGACCAAAGAGAACCAUUGGCGACCAACCUUCCGUUCCACUCCGUGUGCAUGUAAAAAAAAGUCCUUGGCACGUCCACAUGUUUGCUAUUUGCCGAGCUGUUCUAAUCCGCCUCUUGGUAUCAAAAUGUUCACAAAGUCUCCCCUUUUCCAGGUUCUGUCCACCAUCUUGUUCUGCUUACCCUCGUGGCUUUCCCAAAUACUAUAUCACACGGUGGAGCCGGGGGCUACGCUUCUCUGGUCUUAAAAGUGUUUGCCCUCCUUUUAGUUACCCAUUCAACAUGCUUGGCACCCUGCCACCAUCCAUUCUCCCCUCAUGUCCCAUCCAGCGGAGCCAUGUUGCAAUUCUCCGGGGCCGUGAGCCUGUUGUUCUAGAAAUUCGUUGUUGCUAACUUAAUCCGGCCGUUUCGGGACACUUUUGCAACUUCUCGGGGAGCUGGGUGCGAUUCUGCGGUAGAUCCGGUAGCCCCAGAGGAUUUCCAAGCACCGGGGGACACGACUCUCGCUCUGUGGGACUUCAGUUUGGCUCUCAGCUUGUUACUCUGCCAAAAGGCGUGCUGGUCUUCUUGGUUCCAUUUUCUGCAUCGUUGGGUCCUUUGCUGCCAGCGUAGCAGAUUUCAUUGACGACGUCCAGUUCUGGGUCGUCGAUGAAAGCCCUGUGCUUCCCUGUUUCAAUGGAUAGGCUGAUACAUAACCCGGAUUUUCUUUCAGGAUUACUCUCAACUCAGAGCACUGUACUGAAUCCUCAUAGUAGUUUAUAAUCAUCUGUCUGUCUUUAUCUACAGAGAGAGGGCUGUCCUUGGUGCCAUAUUGUACAUAUAAAUGUUUUAUUCAUUUUUUUCAUCUGCCGGGAGGGAAAACGGGGUUUCUUCUUGAACUUCUAAUAAAUAAGUUACUACCCUCAAAA
Tachyglossus aculeatus (Australian echidna) is the source of this 2142-nucleotide messenger RNA. RefSeq names its product endomucin (gene EMCN). Lineage: Eukaryota; Metazoa; Chordata; Mammalia; Monotremata; Tachyglossidae. The coding region runs from base 168 to 902 and encodes 244 amino acids. The record is from RefSeq and is a predicted model, not a curated record. The transcript is spliced from 10 exons.